Molecule: messenger RNA, 6027 nt
Organism: Oryctolagus cuniculus (rabbit)
Lineage: Eukaryota; Metazoa; Chordata; Mammalia; Lagomorpha; Leporidae
Source: RefSeq, a predicted model, not a curated record
CUCAGACUGGAAAGGAUGAUAAUAAUGGAUAUGAAGAGAUGGCAAAAACAAAAGAAGGGAGGAUGUAUAAGCAGCCUGUGGCAAAAGGGAUAUUCAUGAUGCAAGCAGCUGAAAGUAUGGAAGCAUUUUCAGAUGAGGAAGUAGGAUCACAAAUUAUUAGAAACUGAAGAAGUGGAACCAGAAAACAUGCAUGAGAAUAUUAACACUGAUAAUGAGAAUUCUAUGGGAGAUAAAGAAAGCACUCCUGCAGUUGACCAUGGUGAAGUUGAAGGGUUAGAAAGAACUUAUGAUGACUCAACUGAAGCCAUUGAAAAGGAUGAAAAAACCAAAGUAGAGGAAUGGGCCAUUUGUGACUACAAUGAAAAUCUAAAAGGAAACAUGAAUGAUCAGGCACAGAGCAGUUCUCCAGAAGUACUGGAAAUGAAUGAGUCAAAGAGUAAAGAUGUAAAAAAACAAAAGAAGAUUUUCCUCUUUAAAAAAAUGCCAGUGACAAGUCAGAAAAAUAUGCAGGUUGGUGGUAAGCCACUUCCAGAGAUAAAACCAUUGGGAGAUCAAAUAGCUUAUAAAAGGAACACCAGCCAGGACCACGUGGAGCCACAUAAUCAGAAUACUUCACCACCAAAUAUGGAGAGGUCAAAAUCUUGCGUCAUUCUUUGAAUACAAGGUUUUUGUGGUUAUGGAGUGUAUUGUCAUUUAUACUUGAAAAAUGUUACAACUUCUGAGAAAAGUUCUUAAUAACAGACUUUUUGAAGGUAUAAGUUGUUUCAUUUGGUUUAAACACUAUGACCAGUUUUGAUAUUUAUUUAUGCUAAAAUUUUUGACAAGCAGUUUCAAAAUUCACGUGUCUCAAACUCUAAGUGUUGUGGCCUUAACUGUUCAGUGUUGUGACAAAAAAUAUAUUUUUAUAUGUGAAAAUUGAGUUACAAUAUUUCACAGUUUUUACUAUACAAUAUUACUUCAUAAGACAAUAUUUGCAAUGUCAUGACACUGCAAUAGUUUUUAAUACAUUUGUAGUUUUUUAAAAACUGAGACAAAACUGUUUGCAAUGAGCAUAUUUUUAAUAAACUUUAUCUGGUCAGUUCUCUUAAAAUGAAUGAGAAUUAAACAUGGAAGUAUUUGGAGUUACCAAUUGGCAAAAUGUAGAAAACACAUAUAAUUUUAAAAUAUUGAAGGGUGCAAAAUGCAUAGGCUCCUGACUGAAGAAACCAUUAAUGCAAAGUCGUAAACAGUACAUCUUUGUGGAGGAACUGAGUGUGGAAGUUUCUUUGCUUCCCUCUCCUUUCUUGAGGAAGGUGAAAGCAUUACAGAUUGUAUGGGGUGAUCCAAGGUAUUGGGCUGUGCCACAGAUUGCAUCAUAGGAGAUGCAGACAGCCAAGCUUCUUCAUUUCAACUGUCUCUAGCAUUGAUGGUGGUAACCAAGUGUGGCUCAGUCACACAGUGCAUUGCCACAAGGGACAGGAAGGACAAAGCUAUUAAGUCUACUUGGAUAGAAACAUGGCUUGCCUUUCUCAUAGGUGCUACUUAGGUAAUGGAGCCAACUACCUUCGUUUUCCCUAUUUUAGCUCAAUAACAAAACACUAUUCUUAAUCACAGUGUCUAUUACUCCUUUCAAACAAAGAAAAAAAAUCCAUCUUUCUGUUUCAUAAACAAGGUUUAUAAGGAUGUUAGUCCAAAGUAGAUGUAAGUCUGAAUUCUUAAAAAAGUCUUCUGUGUAAAUAUUACAUUCAGUACAAUUCUAAUUUUAUUAAAGGUAAAUACAAUAAAAUUUUUGGCAAGUACAACUAUGGUAGUAGAACAAUAUUGCAAAAAUACUUUGCCAAAAUAUAAACUGUAGGAGCCCAGUGGAAGUAAACCUCACAAACGGUACUAAGGCAUGCCAGUUUUCAUAGGCAGAAUUUUAAGAUGGCCCUCAAGGUUCUACCUGCUGAUGCCCAUGUGCCUUUAAUAAUUCUUCCCCCACAUUUUAAAAAUUAUUUUAUUUAAAUUGUUUUUGUUAACAUACAAUACUUGUACUUUUUAUGGUGUGCAGUGCAAUCUUUAACACAUACACACAACAUAAACCAAUGAUACCAGGCAACUGACUUUUCCAUUUCCUUCUUUCCUUUGUCUUUGGAGCCUACUAGCUCCCCUCUUCCUCUAGUACUUUUUUAUAUAGUGGAUAGCACGUUAUUGUGAACUGUAGUCAUCCAACUGUGCUAUGGAACACUGGAACUUAUUACUUCUCUCUGACAGUGUUUUGGUAUUUGUUAAUCCAACCUCCUUGUAUUCCCUACUUCCCAACCUUUGGUGAUAACUAUUCUGAGUUCAGGUUGACUGUUGUUUUAAACUUCCAUAUAUGCAAGAGAACCUACAGUAUUUGUCUUUUUGUGUGUGACUUUUUUCACUUAACAUAAUGAUCACCAGUUCCAUCCAUUUUGCUGCAAAUGUCAGGAUGCAAAAUGCAUAUACCCCUGACUGAAGAAAACAUUGAUGCAAAUAUGUAAAUAAUACAUCUUUGUAGAGGAACUGAGUAUGGAAGUUUCUUUGCUUCCCACUCCUUUCUUUAGGGAGGUGAUUUGGCAUGAAAAUGUUACAGAUUAUAUGGGGUAAUACAAACUAGUUGACCAUGCUGCAGAUUUUGCUACCUUAGGAGAUCCAGACACAGUCAAGCUUCCUCAUUUCAACUGUCUAGCAUUGAUGAUAGUAAUGGCUGAUUAAUAUUACUUUGGGUAAAUAUACCAUAUUUUCUUUAUCCAUUCACCCAUGGAUAGACAUUUAGCUUGAUACUGUAUCUUGACAUUUUGUUAAGAGUGCUACAAGGAAGUUGGGAGUGUAGUAGAUACCUCUUCCAUAUACUGAAUUCAUUUCCUUCAUACACACACACACACACACACACACACAGAGAGAGAGAGAGAGAGAGAGAGAAGUAGGAUAGCUAGAUCUCAUAGCAGAUCUGUUUUUUAGAGAAAUGCCCAUACUGUUCUCCAUACUGGCUGUGCAGACUUAAAUCCCUGCCUUCCUUGUAUCAGGGCUCUCUUUUCUCCCCAGUCUUGGCAGCAUUUGUUACUUUUUGUGUUUGUGAAAAUAGCCAAUUCCAGCUGGAGUGAGAUGACUCUUCAUUGUGGUCUUGAUUUGCAUUUCCCUGACGGCUACUAAUAUGAUGAGCAUUUGUUCAUAUAUCUCUUUACCAUUUGUAUUUCUUCUGAGAAAUGUCUGUUUAGAACCUUUAUUUCUUAAUUAGAUUGUUAUUUAUUAAUUAGAUUGUUGAGUUUUUUGAAUUCCUUAUGUAUUCUGGAUAUUGUCAAAUGCAUAGUCUGCAGAUAUUUUUCCCAUUCUAUUGGUUGUCUCAUCGCUCUUGAUUGUUUCUUUUGCUGUAUCUAACUUCUUAAUUUGAUGUAAUCCCAUUGGUUUUUGCUUUUGUUGCCUGUGUUCUUGGGGGUCUUACCCAAAAAAAAAAAUCACCUAUGGGAAUGUCUUAAAGUCUUUACCUUAUGUUUUCCUCUGGUGGUUUCAUAAUGUUAAUCUUACUGACAAUUGAUACAUUUUGAAUUUAUUUUUUAUAGAGAGAGAGGUAGGGGGAGAGAGAAAGAUACAAUAAUCUCCCUCUGCUGCUGCACUCCCCAAAUGUCUGCAACAGCCAGAUCUGGGCCAGUCCAAAGCCAGAAAUCAGGAACUCCAUCCUGGUCUCCCAAAUGGGUGGCAGGGGCCCAGGUAUUUGAAUUGUCAUCCACUGCCUUCCCAGGCACAUCAGCAGGGAGCUGGAUCAGAAGAAGUGCAGCCAGGACUUGAACUGGCACUCUGAUGUGAGAUACUGACAUUGCAAGUGACAGCUUAACCCACUGUACCAUGCCCCAUCGCCUUUUUGUAGCUCUUAUGAAUGAGAUUGCUCUUAACAUUGCUUUCCCAGUGACUUUAUUAUUACUGUAUUAGAAUGCUAAUGAUUUUUGUGUGUUGACUGUAUAUUGAAACUUUACUAGAUAUGUUUAUCUAUUCUAAUAAGAAUCUCUAUCCAUUCAAUAAGAAUCUCUCUAUAUAGAAUCAUGUCAUCUUUAAGCAGGGAUAAUUUCAAUUGCUCCUUUCCUAUUUAUAUGUCUUAUUUUAUUCUUGCCCAUUGACUCUGAAUUAACUUUUAGUACCAUAUUGAAAAAGAACAGUGAGACUGGACAUCUCUUUCUGGUUUCAGAUUAUAGAGGAAAGGCUUUCAGCGUCUCCCCAUUAGAUAUGAUAUUAGGUUUGUCAGAUAUAUUAUGUUGAGGUAUGUUCCUUCUAUACCUAGUUUUUUCAAGUUUUUUAUCAUUAAUGGUUGCUAAAUUUUAUUAAAUGCUUUUUUCUGCAUUUUUGAAACUAUGAUCAUAUGAUUAUUAUUUUUUAAAGAUUUAUUUAUUUGAAAGGCAGAGAUUACAGAGAGAGAAGGAGAGACAGAGAAUGAGAACUUUCAUCCAGUGGUUCACUCCCCAUGUGGCGCAACAGGUAGGACUGAGCCAGGAGCCAGGAGCUUCAUCCAGGUCUCCCACAUGGGUGCAGGGGUCCAAAUCCUUGGACCAUCUUCCACUGCUUUCCCAAGUGCAUUAGCAAGAUGGUAGAUUGAAAAUGGAGCAGCCAGGACCCCAUAUGGGAUGCAGACAUUGCAAGAGUUGGCUUAACCCACUAUGCCACAGUGCCAAUCAUUGAUUAUGGCUUUAUUCUUCAUUCUGUUGAUAUCAUGUGUUGCAUUUAUUGAUUGCUUAUGUUUAGCCAUCCCUGCAUCUGGGAUAAAUCUCAUUUAAUUAUGAUAAAUGAUUUUUAGAUGUGUUGUUGGAUUCAAUUUGCUAGUAUUUUGUUGAGAAUUUUCUUCAUUCCAGGAGCAUGUUGGUCAGUCUCCAUGUAUUUGUACAAUUUCUAAAUUUUCCUUGGUUGUUGGUUUCUAGUCUUCCAUUAUGGUCAGAAAAAUACAGAAUAUGAUAUUUUUAAUUGAGACUUGUUUUGUGGUAUAAUAUAUAGUCUAUCCUAGAGAAUGUUUCAUGUGCCAGUGAAAAGAAUGUGUAUUCUGCAGCUGUUAGGUGGAAUGUUCUAUAAGCACCUGUUAGGUUCAUUUGGCUUUUAGUGUAGUUUAACUCAUGUGUCUAUGUGAUUUUUAGUCUGUGUGAUCUGUCCCUUGAUCAACAUGGAGUGUUGGAAGUCCCUCAUUAUUACUGUGUUAGAGCUUAUCUCCCCCUUUGGAUCUAGUGUUUGUUUUAUAAAAUUGGGUGCACUGACAUUAGGUGCAUAUACAUUUACAGCUAUCAUAUCUUCUUGUUGGAUUGGUCCCUUGAUCAUUAUAUAGUAACUUUCUUAUUUCUUUUUUUACAAUUUUAUCUUAAGGUCUGUUUUAUCUGUUACAAGUAUAGCUACUCCUGCUCACUUUUGGUUUCUGUUUCUAUGAACUGUCUUUUUCUAUCUUUUCACUUUUAGUAUGUAUGUGCCUUUACUGGUGAAGUGAGUUCUUAUAGGCAACAUUGUUGGGUCUUAUUUCAGCCAUUCUCUUAAUUGGAAAAUCUGUUUCAUUUACAUUCAAGUUAAUUAUUGAUAAAUAAUGACUUAGGCCUGUCAUUUAAAUAUUUCUUUUGUUUGGAAUAUGCUUUGUUCUGUUUCUAGUGGGUUUUAUACUUUACAUUUCCAUGAUGGUUGUUAGUUUUGAUUCUGUAUGUGGGACUCCCUUAAACAUCUGUUGUUAAGACUGGUCUAGGGCCGGCGCCGCGGCUCACUAGGCUAAUCCUCCGCCUAGCGGCGCCGGCACACCGGGUUCUAGUCCCGGUCGGGGCGCCGGAUUCUGUCCCCGUUGCCCCUCUUCCAGGCCAGCUCUCUGCUGUGGCCAGGGAGUGCAGUGGAGGAUGGCCCAGGUGCUUGGGCCCUGCACCCCAUGGGAGACCAGGAAAAGCACCUGGCUCCUGGCUCCUGCCAUCGGAUCAGCGCGGUGCGCCGGCCGCAGCAUGCCGGCCGCGGCGGCCAUUGGAGGGUGAACCAACGGCAAAGGAAGACCUUUCUCUCUGUCUCUCUCUCUCACUGUCCACUCUGCCUGUCAAUAAUAAA